AUAUUUCUUCAGAGGUGGAACAGCCCAAAUAAGACAACAACAACAAUAAAAAGCAGGAGCACGACUGCGUGUGCCGUGUGUCGUGGGUGAACUCUGUCCCCGCUGAGCACACAGGGGGCGCGAGGGGGAGCAGGCGGACGCGCGGGCUCUGGUAUUUACGUUAAAGGCACACGGGUUGAAUUCCCCACCGGCAGGGACUCCUGCAUCUGCUCGCUCCGGGCUCCAUCAAAGUGUGCCGGGCUGGUUCCUCGCCUCCCUCGUGCCUCUCCGGUCACACAGCCCAGGCUGCCUCCAGCCCGCCCCUGCCCGCUGGCCCGGCUGGUCCCGAGUGUGCCACGGUGCCUCUGAAAAUGAGCACUUUCUCCUUCGAGGCGGCUGCUGCGUGGCUCUGCCCGGCUGUCGCGGCCGUGUUGGGAGGGACGAUUCUCUGCCAAGUCAAGAGUCGCCCGGGACAGAGGGGCACGAAGGUGGUCUGCCUGGCGGGCCUCUGGGGAGGGGCGUGUCUGCUCAGAGUGUCCGUCUUUUGGGGCGUCCUCCUGUUCUCCUUGGCGUGCCUCCUCUCGUACCAUCACUUGUCUGGCCAAGCGCUGUUACCUGUGGAUCAAAGAGCCGUCCUGGUCACAGGUGGCGAUACCGGCCUUGGCCAUGCGCUGUGCAAGUACCUGGACGAGCUGGGCUUCACGGUGUUCGCCGGCGUCCUGGCCGAGAGGGGGCCGGGCGCGGAGGGCCUGCGCAGGACCUGCUCCAGCCGCCUCUGCGUGCUCCAGCUGGACGUCACGGCCCCCGAGCAGAUCAAGGACGCCCACAGCAAGGUGGCGGCCAAGCUGCAGAAGAGAGGUCUGUGGGCCGUGAUCAACAACGCGGGGAUCAUGGGCUUCCCGGCCGACGCGGAGCUGAUCCCCAUGGCCGAGUACAGGCGCUGCAUGGCCGUGAACUUCUUCGGGGCCGUGGAGGUCACCAAGGCCUUCCUGCCGCUUCUCCGCAAGUCCAAGGGGCGGCUGGUGAACAUCAGCAGCAUGGCGGGCGGGGUCCCGAUGGAGAGGCUGUCGGCCUACGGCUCGUCCAAGGCGGCCCUGACCAUGUUCUCGGCGGUCAUGAGACAAGAGCUUUCCAUGUGGGGUGUCAAGGUCUCUAUCGUCCAGCCCGGAGGCUUCAAAACGAAUAUCACAGGCACCAGCGACACGUGGGACAGGCUGGAGAAGACCCUUCUGGAGCAGGCGCCCCCCGCCGUGCGGGAGGCCUACGGCCAGGAGUACAUCCUGAAGCUCCGCGACUACCUCCACGAGUUCCACCGGCGGAGCAGCCCCGACAUGUCCCCCCUGCUCCUGGACGUCCAGCACGCGGUCCUGGCCAGGCGCCCCUUGGCCUUCUACACGCCGGGAAGGGGCUCCUUCCUGUUCCUCUGCCUGGCCUCGAUGGGCCCCACCGGCCUCCUGGAUUACUGUCUCAGGAGCCUGAUGUCCGGGAAGACGGUGCCCCGGGGCCUCCGCACGCCCAGCCGGGAGAGCCCGGAGGCCAGCCCGGGAGAGGGGACCAGGUCCUGAGGCAGGCGCGGGGCCCGGCUCUCCGAGAGAGCGCCCAGAGCGACUCCCCCUUUGGCCCUGGCUCUUGCCGGCCAAGCCCCCCGGGAGAAGCUCGUAGCACCCCGCACACCGCCCUGGGGCACGGGAGUCGGGCUACACCGCAGACCCCGGCUAUUCUCCCCCAAGUAACCUUUGCUGCAGAGAAGUCGGGGGGCAGGACCUCCACCUAAUGACGGAGCACUGGGCCCAGAGAUGGCGCGCGCACCCCCUCCCCAGAUGCCCAGUCCUGUCCCUUUCUGGCGGGCAACCAACCCCCCUCUGGGCCCCACGGACCUUAGAAUUCACAGCCACGUAGGUUCUCCCCGUGUAUGGAAUUAAAUGUGCC
Messenger RNA from Sorex araneus (European shrew), 1908 nucleotides. It is a transcript of the gene HSD17B2, whose product is annotated as hydroxysteroid 17-beta dehydrogenase 2. The coding region runs from base 351 to 1544 and encodes 397 amino acids. NCBI's taxonomy places the organism in Eukaryota, Metazoa, Chordata, Mammalia, Eulipotyphla, Soricidae. The record is from RefSeq and is a predicted model, not a curated record. Gene Ontology annotation, molecular function: oxidoreductase activity. The transcript is spliced from 5 exons.